Messenger RNA from Amblyraja radiata (thorny skate), 5893 nucleotides. RefSeq names its product microtubule-associated serine/threonine-protein kinase 1. The transcript is spliced from 28 exons. The coding region runs from base 377 to 5695 and encodes 1772 amino acids. Gene Ontology annotation, biological process: peptidyl-serine phosphorylation; intracellular signal transduction; cytoskeleton organization. Gene Ontology annotation, molecular function: ATP binding; protein serine/threonine kinase activity; protein binding. Lineage: Eukaryota; Metazoa; Chordata; Chondrichthyes; Rajiformes; Rajidae. The record is from RefSeq and is a predicted model, not a curated record.
GUGUGUAUAGAGCUCAGAGCUAUUCCAACAUAAAAUCCUGAGUCAUGUUUUGUGUGGACACUCGGAGAGCGGUCGCCAGCGCAUCCAAAGGGCUGUUCUUAAAGCAAUAUUAAUUUCACACAGUGUGUGUGUGUGUGUUUGUAUAUAGAGGCUUCCAAUGAGAUGAGAUCAAGGCAGAUUUCUCCCUGCGUUGCCAGAUCGGCAGAGGAUCAGAAAUGGAGCAUUCUAUCUGAAUCUUGACCAUGUUCACACACCAGGGAUGUGGCAGGGAUUGUAGGCGAUAAAAGUUGCUGGUGGACGUCUGCCUGGCGGUGGGAAGGAUUGAAAGGAGAGAGUCUUCCUGAGAUGCAGAGGAGGACCGCUGCCUGAGGUCGCGAUGGACGACUCUGACAUAGUCCGGAGAAGGAGGGUGCAGAAGGACUUGCCUCUAACAAGAAAAGGCAGCAGCUGUCGAACCAGCAACAGGAAGAGCUUGAUUCUGACCAGCACGUCACCCACUCUUCCUCGACCCCACUCUCCGCUCCCAGGCCACCUAGGCAGCAGCCCCCUGGACAGUCCUCGAAACUUCUCUCCCAAUGCCCCCGCUCACUUCUCCUUUGUGACUUCGCGAAGGGUGGAUGGACGACGGUGGUCCCUUGCCUCCCUGCCGUCAUCAGGAUAUGGGACCAACACGCCCAGCUCCACCGUGUCUUCUUCCUGCUCGUCACAGGAGAAGCUCCACCAGUUGCCCUUCCAGCCCACCGUGGAUGAGCUGCACUUCCUGUCGAAGCACUUUGGCAGCACUGAGAGCAUCACGGACGAUGAUGGUGGUCGGCGCUCCCCGGCCAUCCGCCCGCGCUCACGGAGCCUCAGUCCCGGGCGAUCUCCUUCCUGCUACGACAAUGAGAUAGUUAUGAUGAACCAUGUCUACAAGGAACGAUUCCCAAAGGCCACCGCGCAGAUGGAGGAGAGGCUGCAGGAGUUCUUCACCGUCAACGCGCCGGAGAACGUGCUCCCGCUGGGGGACGGAGUGCUCAGCUUCAUCCACCACCAGAUCAUCGAGAUGUCCCGGGACUGCCUGGACAAGUCUCAGGAUGGGCUCAUCACCUCCCGCUACUUCUAUGAGCUGCAGGAAAACCUGGAGAGGCUGUUGCAGGACGCUCACGAGCGGUCGGAGAGUGCGGAAGUUGCCUUUGUCACACAGUUGAUGAAGAAGUUGCUCAUCAUCAUCGCAAGACCUGCACGCUUACUGGAGUGCCUGGAGUUUAAUCCGGAAGAAUUUUACCAUCUACUUGAAGCUGCAGAAGACCAUGCGAAAGAGGGCCAUGGAAUUAAGAUCGACAUCCCACGUUACAUCAUCAAUCAACUGGGGCUGACUCGAGAUCCCUUGGAGGAAAUGGCUAACCUGGACACCUAUGACAAUGCCCGCCUCAAUGCCCAAGAGUUGGUCGACUUGAUCGAUGGUCGUGCUGGAAAACCUACAAAGGCACCAUCUGAAGAAGACUUUGACACCAUCAAACUAAUAAGUAAUGGAGCAUAUGGUGCCGUAUAUUUGGUGAGACACAGAGAGACCAGGCAGCGGUUUGCGAUGAAGAAGAUAAAUAAACAGAACCUGAUUCUCCGAAACCAGAUUCAGCAGGCAUUUGUGGAGCGUGACAUCCUUACGUUUGCCGAGAACCCGUUUGUUGUCAGUAUGUUUUGUUCCUUCGAGACCAGGAGGCACCUCUGCAUGGUAAUGGAGUAUGUGGAAGGGGGCGACUGCGCAACGUUAUUGAAGAACAUCGGAGCGUUGCCAGUGGACCUGGCCCAGAUGUAUUUUGCAGAAACGGUCCUGGCUUUAGAGUACCUGCACAACUAUGGUAUCGUCCAUCGCGACCUCAAGCCAGACAAUCUCUUGAUAACAUCGAUGGGCCAUAUUAAGCUUACGGACUUUGGCCUCUCAAAAAUAGGACUGAUGAGCCUCACCACCAACCUAUACGAGGGGCACAUUGAAAAGGAUGCCAGGGAGUUCCUGGAUAAACAGGUGUGCGGAACUCCGGAGUAUAUUGCUCCCGAGGUUAUCCUUCGUCAAGGCUAUGGGAAGCCCGUCGACUGGUGGGCGAUGGGGAUUAUCCUGUACGAAUUCUUGGUGGGGUGUGUUCCCUUCUUUGGCGACACCCCUGAGGAACUGUUUGGUCAAGUCAUCAGUGAUGACAUUAUGUGGCCUGAUGGAGAUGAGGCUCUCCCUGACGAUGCCCAGCACAUUAUCUCCUGUCUGCUGCACCCCAACCCAUUGGACAGACUGGGAACAGGCGGCACCUACGAAGUAAAGCAACACAGUUUCUUCAAAGAUCUGGACUGGAAUAGCCUGCUGCGGCAGAAGGCAGAAUUCAUCCCACACCUGGAGUCGGAGGAAGACACCAGUUACUUUGACACACGCUCUGAUCGGUAUCACCAUGUGAACUCCUACGAUGAUGACGACACCAAUGAAGAUGAACCCGUAGAAAUUCGCCAGUUUUCCUCCUGCUCCCCCCGCUUUAUAAAGGUCUACAGCAGCAUGGAACGUCUGACACAGCACGAGGAGCAGAAGGCCCCAGUGGUCACCCGACGCAACCUCAACAAGCACAAGGAGGAGAAGAGCGAGGCUCUCAACCCCCUCGGCACCCGAGACAAGAGCUGGAGGACUAGCUCCCCAGAAAUGAAGCGCCUGUCUGCCUCGGAGUCGUCCUACGGUGAGAGUGACUCCAGCCCGCCGCUCACGGUCCGCCGCCGCUUCUCCGCCCUCAUGGACACCCACAAGUUCGCCGCUCCGCUGGAGGACGACGCGGAGGCCACGCACAGACACCAGGGGGUGCAGACGGCGGGGCCCGGCCCCGAGCAGGGGGGCCAGCACAAGGAGGGAGAGGGGCCCAGCCACACCGGGCUAGCAAACGCUGGAAGCAGCCCCACAUCCACAGCUGAGCGGCCGGUGAAGGUGCUGGAGACUUUGCCCAGCGUGACCAAGGAAGUAGAUUCCUCCAGCACCAAGGCCACGAGUGACCUGGCGGUGCGGAGAGCGCGGCACCAGCAGCUGUCGGGCGACUCGGCCGAGAAACGGGCGUCCCGGCCCGUCAACAAGGUCAUCAAAUCCGCUUCGGCCACAGCCCUCUCCGUCAUGAUCCCGGCAGUGGAGCAGCACAGUGGUUCGCCCCUAGCCAGCCCGAUGUCCCCACGAUCGCUAUCCUCCAACCCGUCCUCGCGCGACUCCUCGCCCAGCCGCGACUUCUCGCCGACCGUCACCAGCCUGCGCUCCCCCAUCACCAUCCUCCGGUCGGGCAAGAAGUACGGCUUCACGCUGCGUGCCAUCCGGGUCUACAUGGGCGACACCGACAUCUACAGUGUUCACCACAUGGUGUGGCACGUAGAAGAUGGGGGGCCUUCUCACGACGCGGGGCUCUGCGCUGGAGACCUCAUCACCCAUGUCAACGGGGAACCGGUCCACGGACUCGUCCACACCGAGGUUGUGGAACUCAUACUGAAGAGCGGGAACAAAGUGACUGUCACCACCACACCGUUUGAGAACACCUCCAUCAAGGUCGGGCCUGCCAGGAGGUCCAGCUACAAGGCCAAGAUGGCACGAAGGAAUAGGAAAAGCUCAGGAAAGGAUGGACAGGAGAGUGGGAAGAAGCGCAGCUCCUUGUUCCGGAAGAUAACGAAGCAAUCGAACCUCCUUCACACCAGCCGCAGCCUCUCCUCCUUAAACCGCUCUCUCUCCUCCAGUGACAGCCUGCCGGGCUCCCCCACGCACAGUCUCUCCGCCCGCUCUCCCACGCAGAGCUACCGACCUACACCUGACUCCGGCUACUUAGGUGGAGGGAACUCGUCCCAAAGCAGUUCCCCGGGCUCCAGCGUCCCGAACUCCCCGGCCACCUCCCACCACAUCAGGCCGAGUAGCCUCCACGGCCUGUCGCCCAAACUCCAACGGCAGUACAGGUCGGCGCGCUGCAAGUCGGCCGGGAACAUCCCCUUAUCCCCCCUGGCCCACACCCCGUCACCCACCCACCCGUCCCCCCAGCACCCUCCCUCCCCCCAGCCCUCCCACACGGUGGGCAGCUCCAACACCACCCAGACCUUCCACGUCAAGCUCCACUCCUCGCCGCCGGUGGUCAGGCCCCGGCCGAAGAGCGCAGAGCCGCCCCGGUCGCCGCUGCUCAAGAGGGUGCAGUCGGCCGAGAAACUGUCCAUGCCCAUGGCUUCGGAGAAGAAGCUGGCCAUCCGCAAACACAGCCUGGAGGCUUCCCACUCGGACUUCCGCAAGGAGGGCCACCACGCCGACAUCAGCCUCCAGAGCCUGCUGGAGACGGACGGGGAGGUCCUGGGCUCCAGGGCGGACGGUGGGGAAGUGGGAGCCUUCAGGCCGAUGGCCGUGAGGAAGCUGGGCCGGCAAGAGUCGCCGCUGGUCGACCGAGACAUCUUCUCCAGCAUCCGGCAGGAGAGGGGAGAAGGUCUGGACCCGGUGCAGGAGCUGGAGGUGAAGGCGAGCGACCAUGAGGACGGGUUGAGACUUGGCCAGGAGGAGCCAAGGAGGUCCUGGUGCACGUUGCCCUGUGUCCAUGGUGGGACCAACGGCAGAGGUGGGACUGAGACCCCAGCCAGGAGCAACGCCGCUUCCCCAUUGCUGAAGACCUCCAGCGUGGUGAAGACUCAUAUCUCGGAGCCUGCUCCGGACACGGUGCCCUCGGACAGAGGGCGAGACAAGGCUUCCCCGAGCAGAAGGAACGGGGCAUCUUCCCCCUCCGUCCCGUCAACGAGCAGCGACCGACACCCCGGCCCCUCGCCCCCGGCCAGACCCGCCACGUUGGCGGCGCAUCCCGGGGUGAAGGUGUCUCCAGGCACCGCCUCGGUCAGCCUGACCCCCUCCCUCCAAAUCGACGGCGUGGCCAAACCUCCAGAUAAAACCCAGCCCAAGAAGACACCGCCCAGCGACCCUCCAAGCAAGAGACACCAAGGGGUGCAGACGGAGCCCCUGGGUGGUGGGCGCUCCCUACCGAUGGACAAGGGAGCCGAGGUGGAGCCAAGAGAUGCUUCCCCGGGGAUAGACAACAGACCGGGAGCCAUGGAGAAGGGAGAGGCGGCCAACAUCCCAACCGGUGCGGACUCAAUCUCAACCAAAGGUGGGACUGAGAUCCUAGGGAGGACAAGCGCGGUUAUUCCUUCGCCGGCGAUCUCCGGGGUUGGCAAAGACGGGCAGAGGGAGACCAAAGAUGUGGUUGCCCAGCCGGGUAGAGUUGAGGGGAAGGAGCUUUCUCCCCAGGAUAGCAUUCCUCGGCUGGCCGAACAGCAAGACACUGUAGAGAGAAGCUCCGCAGCCAACUGGCCCAAAGGCUCCAUUGAUGCCUCUUCGGAAGGUCACACUGUCCCGGAGAGUAGUAUCAGGAAGCCUCCAACCUCCGCCCCGUGUGGACCAGGGCAAAGUCCCCCAGCUGCCCCCACCGCCACGGGUGGCGACAAGACGGGUUUUGUCAACCAGUUGGCCACGGUGGUGAAGAGUGUACUGGGGCCGGUGGAGAUGGCCAUUCCCGCGGCGCCUGCCACGGUGGAGAGAUGGAAGGCGGCGGAGAGCGUCAAGACGCCGGGGAGUGGCACGGCCAUCUCAGCACCCGCUCCUAUACCAGUGUGUACAACAGCGGCGGCAGCACAGGGCGCAGACUGUCCCACUCUCCCCGAACACAAUGCGAAAAACAGUCACAAGUUUUAGCAAGGGCUGCGUGCAUGUAUGUGUGUGCGUGGUGCGUGCAUGUGAAUGUGCCUGCACAUGUGUGUAUGUGCACGUCCAUGCAUGUACACAUGUGCUUGUGUGUGUAUGUGUGAGAGAGAGAGAGAGAUUCAUGUAUGUGUAGGGUUGUAUGUGGGCGAGAGUGUGUAUGUUUAACGUACAGUAUGUGUGGACCAGUGU